AAAGUUUCACCUUUGAACCGUCAAUCAAUUAAGAGUAUACGACUGUUGUAUGCAGUACGGGCACAGAGGUAAAAUUGGGACAUAAAACAGCUUCCACUUUGCUUCAGUUGCUACAAACAUUCAAAAUGGCAGCCGACAGCAACGAAGUGCGUCGUGUGAACCAAAAGAAGACUGAAUCAAAUGUGAAGUUUCUGUCUGAAACCACACCAGUUGAUAGAAAUGGAAGGAGGGUAAGCUCAGGGUCAUCUUACAACAUAACAAGGACAAAGUUCCUAUACAACCCUGGGGUUCCUGUAUCAACUGAGGAACAACGGGUCCAAUUUGAGCUGGAAAAACAGGAAAAGACCAAGAGGAAGAAAUCCAGAAAACGACGAGAGAUGUCAGCGAGUUUGGAUCCAUAUGAAACAGAAGACAAGGAAACUAGGCGACUGCGAGAACUUCGAGAGUGCAUACUUGCUGGAGAGACUAACAAGGAUGUAUAUCAGCGCUUGAAAACCUUGAUGUUGCACCAUAUGGGUGUUUUGGAUGAUCUGACAAAGCUUCGGAACCACUACUACUCAGUCUACAUGAGCAAGUUGAAUGACCGAGUAGAAGACCAAAGGAGAGAGAUUCAGAGACGGACAGACCAGCUGAACCGAAAGAUUCUCAUGAAAGAACUGAAAGAAAAGAGGGAGUCGCACAAAGUGAAGAAACGAUUUGAGAAGUCUUCCUUGAAUCAUGACAACACCUUCCUGGAAAACCUGCCUCGGACAAAACUCCACCAGGUCAUUUGCCUGGAGGAGAAACUGAUGAAGGAAGGAAAGUUGAGGACCAUUGAAGACUUGGAGAAAUUCUGGAGUGACAUUGAGAAGCCCGAAAACUUUGCAUUGAUGUUUGGAGGUGGGGAGGCACCGGCGACUGUUGGAUAUGGGACUCAUGUUGGCUCUCAGGAAGACAUCCACACAGUGACAGAGCCAUCAUUAUGUAACAGUCAAACGUCAUCGUUGACCUCUCUCAACCAGGAGGACAGACCCAUGGAUGCAUUCACUAGAGGCUUGUCUCAGAUUUAUGAAGAUAGUGAGCCCUCACGCCCUGGCACUAAAACCGGUGGGAGCCAGAGCUGGGCAGUGACCCAGCAAUUAAAAAAGGCUGAUAAGGCAGGCAAGAAUGGUCCUAGAAUGACACCCAGCUUGAAAGAACAAGAACCUGACCCUACAGUACAACUCGGAAAGGUGGAGUUCCCCCAGCUGUCCUGCUUCACCCUUGACCUUGAGCCUCCCACAGAGGACCCUGAGGCAGUCAGAAUGAGAGAGGAGUAUCGUCACAAAGCCAGGAUGCGAGACUUUGAGAAGAAGAGAAUACAGAAGAUGUAUGAG
Acanthaster planci (crown-of-thorns starfish) is the source of this 1355-nucleotide messenger RNA. RefSeq lists its product as uncharacterized. The record is from RefSeq and is a predicted model, not a curated record. Lineage: Eukaryota; Metazoa; Echinodermata; Asteroidea; Valvatida; Acanthasteridae.